Molecule: messenger RNA, 1269 nt
Organism: Symbiodinium sp. CCMP2592
Lineage: Eukaryota; Dinophyceae; Suessiales; Symbiodiniaceae
Source: the annotation of a GenBank genome assembly
AUGCAGCAGCCCAUCAAGGAGCUGCCAGUGGCACCCACGCUGCUGAAAUUCUUGCCCCCACCAGGCUUUGAGCACUUCGCGCAGAAAACCUUGACCGCAAAUGCCAGGAGUGGAGAGUCGCAUCGCUGCUCGCGGAAUGGGGCCGAACAACCGGAUCGCGGCGGUCAAACGUCUCCGAGCGACACCGGCCUCAUAAGUUCAGCAGCUUGCCCCGAAGCUGCCGGUACCGACAUCGCAGAUUACAUCGUGAAGAUUAUCAGGACGGAAGCAGGCGCGGAGGGGAUGGUCCAAUGCCUGGCCAGCGCCAGUUCGCUGGGCCUUGCAGUGGCUGUUGCGGCUGUGCUCCCGGAGCUGCCGGAAUUGGCAUGUGAUGCCCAUGCAUCCAAAGUCCUCAUAGCGCUUUUGGAGCACUGCAGGGAUGUGUCCCAAUAUCGGGUGAGACUCGUCCAACGUCUUCGUGGGCAUUUGCUCAAGCUGACGAAGGACAAAACCGGCUGCGUCGUGAUGCAGCGCAUGCUGGACGUAGCAGCAGUAGAGCUGCAAAGUUGUUUGCCCCUGGAACUGCGAGGUAAAGUGCUAGCAUGCAGCCAACAUCUGCACGGAAACUUCGUGCUGCAGCGCUGCGUGGAGGUUUUCCCGCCAGAGUCCCUUUCCUUUCUCAUCCUUGAGUUGAAGGGGCAUGCCGCCUCCGUCGCCACGCACAUCUACGCUUGUCGUAUUCUGCAGCGCCUGGUGGAGCGUUGUCCAUCGCAUCCGGAGAUGCCGGAGCUGCUUCAGAGCAUCCUUCAACCGAUGGACCAGCUGGAGCGACUCUGCAAGGAUCCCUACGGAAACAACGUCAUCCGCAGCCUCCUCCUCCGAGGAUCAGGAACUGCCGCGCGCUUCGUGAUCAACGCAAUCAGCACCGAUGUUCUGAAGUUCUCCCGGAAUCGACACUCCAGCUUGGUAGUGGAGCGAUGCAUCAUGGUGUCGAGUGAUGAGCGUCAAGAGGAGUUCGGAUGCGAGAGAGCUGCAUUGAUGGGAGCCCUCCUCCUGGAUGGAUCCGGUGGAAGCAACCCAGCCUUUGCGCAACUCAUGUUGGAUCGCUUCGGCAACUACAUCGCUCAGCGGGUGAUUGAGUGCUGUCAGGGCACUGAGGCUCUCCGUGUCGAACAGCUGCUUCACAGAUCUUGGGCCAAAUUGCAGAAUUCAUCCAAUGGGAGACACAUCAUAGCAGCUGCCCGCAAGCGAUUUGGCGGCGGCGAGAUGGUUGCAACGAUCAGCUUAUAG